This is a messenger RNA of Syngnathoides biaculeatus (alligator pipefish), 1004 nucleotides long. Its product is annotated as signal peptidase complex subunit 3-like. The record is from RefSeq and is a predicted model, not a curated record. Bases 143 to 697 code for a protein of 184 amino acids. Gene Ontology annotation, biological process: protein targeting to ER. The transcript has a single exon. Gene Ontology annotation, cellular component: membrane; signal peptidase complex. NCBI's taxonomy places the organism in Eukaryota, Metazoa, Chordata, Actinopteri, Syngnathiformes, Syngnathidae.
AUUACGUCAGUUCCGUGUUUUGUCGAGCCCACAACCAAUCAGUCAUCCACUUCCGGGUGUGAGGAUUCCGGUAACGCGCGAUGCUCGUUUGUCUUAUUUCUGGUGUUGCUUUUCCUCUUUUUGCGCCAUUUUAACUCAAAACAUGGAAAGCAUUUGGUCAAGAGCUAGCGCCAUUGUCCACUUCUUUUUGGUCGCCAUGGCGGCCGUGACUUUGGGCUGUUUCCUCACGACGGCGUUUAAAGACGAAAGCGUCCCGGUGGACGUUCGCGUGUCCAAAGUUCUGCUGAGGCGCGUCGACGACCUGACGGAACCCGGACGGCGCCGCGACUUGGCCUCCGUCACUUUUGACCUGUCGGCUGAUUUGCAGCCCAUGUUUGACUGGAACGUCAAGCAGCUCUUUCUGUAUCUGACAGCCGAGUACGCGACGAAGAGGAACGCUUUGAACCAGGUGGUCCUCUGGGACGACAUCGUCCUGCGGGGCGAGGACGAGCGCGUGCAGCUCCGAGGCGCCAAGUCCAAGUAUUUCUUCUUCGACGAUGGCGACGGUCUCCUCGGCAACCACAACAUCACGCUGACGCUGUCCUGGAACGUCGUCCCCAACGCCGGAGGACUGCCGCUCGUGGCCGGCGGCGGACGCGUCACGCUCCCCUUUCCCGAGCAUUACGAGACCGCCCAAAAAUAUGAAAUGCUUCUUUAGACUUUUGGCGUUGAAAUAAAACCUUCGUGUCUCGUGUGGAUUCAUUCAUUUGGAGAGAAGUACUUUUUUGACCUGAUGAAAAUUAAAACGAACUUUUGCAACAGGAAAUAAGACACGAACAUGCUUUGAUUUGAUUUCAUCUUUUGCUUUUUUUUUGAGGCAAUUUGAAACGUUUCCGGGCGUCUCGUGAAAUUUGAUCUGAUGGAGAUAUGAAAUUGAUUCGCUAGCCUUCAUUAUGUACGCAUUGGAUGUUUGUUUAUGAUUUGAGUAGUUUGCCCCAGGAAAAUGAAACGUGGGCGACCUGGAA